CCAAUAUAUAUGACCUUAAGUAUUGACUACAAUGAUUCAACAACCCCUUGUGCAUAUUAACAAAGAAAUCAACGAUGCAUGAGAAAAAUAUUACGUUUAGUGGUAAUACAUUUUAUGUUUUCCAGUCUAUAUAUAUAUAAACCUUGUGGUCUGGUUCCUUCUCCAAAGCCUGCCUGGUGAGGCACGAAGAGAGGAGAUGGCAGAAGCCGAGAAAGAGCGGCUGAAUCAGUUAUUAAGGCAGCAUCUCGACACCAACGGUGAAACCUUAGAGAAGUAAUUGCAGCUUUUGAGACAACCAUGGUUUGCUUCGCUUAGCUACGUGAGCUGGGAUGACGUCCUCGAAUUAGGAGAAGAGCUAUAUAAACAGGCAACUGCUGUGGGAACACUUUGGACUGGAGAAGGACCAGAUGCCACAGCACUUGAGGAGAGCAUGGAGACUUAUUCCAAUUUGCUUCAUAGAUUCCUUUUGCUUUCACAGGGAAGUAUCUUUGGUGUAAGAACAAGAACUGCACUUUAUGAAGAAAUGUGUGCCUCGGUAGAGGCGGUUGUCUAUUGUAGUUUUAAGUUGUUGAAGGAGUCCGUGGCUUCCUAUGGAAACAACAGUCAAGCGCAACUCUCAAUUCCUGAGGCUGUAGGAACUGUUUGGAAGGCAUGUUCAUCUCUUAAGGAGACCCCCAGGACAAACAUUACCGCCAUACGCCAAAGCAUGAUUCGUAUCGGAAGUUACAUAAAUAACGUUGUUCUUCGUAAAAUUAAGGAGCUUAAGCCUGCGUCCUCCUGCCCGUCUGAUGAGGUUUCAAAACCCGGCGAUACCAAUGACAGUGACUUAUCAUGCACAGAAAUGAAAAUUAUUGAAUUAGUGAUUGAAGCCGUGUCUGGAAUCAUUGCAACAAUCAGAGAAACGAUCCACUCGAUCACCAGUCUAUUCAAGGACCCUGAAACAGAUGACGAAAGGGCUCAAACGAUGGAUCCUAUGGAGAGUUUAUUGAAUGUUUGCACACACAUGCAAUCGCUGGUAGAUGACAUUAGCAGUGGUGUUUCUCCCCCUCAAGAAAUUUCUACCAUUAGAGAUGCUUCUAAGGGAAUAGUGGGCUAUGUUGGAAAAUUGCAGAAACAAAUGGAACUCAUUAAUCGCUCUUCAGUUGCUUUUGUUGAUGCAGUUAAUGCUUUAAAGACUUCUUUAAAACAACUUGAAUUAGAAUUGGGGUGCUCUGAUGAUGAUGAUGAUGAUGAUGAUGAUGAUGAUGAUGAUGAUGAUGAUGAUGAUGACGACGACGAUGAUGACGUCGACGACGAACUUGGGAGUGAAAUGAAGAAUCUUGAGUUAGAUUCUUCUUGCCAUUAGUGUUUUUGGAAUGAAUCAACAGUUGUUUGUAAGUGCAUGUCUUUCUUUUAGUUAUGUUUGUGAGUAAUGUUAGUUACUGGUUGUGGUUCCUACUUUGUUGUAGUAAGUCAUUUUGUAGGCUAUAUAAUAGCCAAUGGCAAUUUGCUAUGUUAUGCUUGAAUAAUGAUUUAACUUGUCUCGAAUCA
Messenger RNA from Helianthus annuus (common sunflower), 1530 nucleotides. RefSeq names its product skeletal aspartic acid-rich protein 2. Gene Ontology annotation, cellular component: nucleus. The transcript has 4 exons. Gene Ontology annotation, biological process: regulation of cell cycle. Lineage: Eukaryota; Viridiplantae; Streptophyta; Magnoliopsida; Asterales; Asteraceae. Bases 431 to 1345 code for a protein of 304 amino acids. The record is from RefSeq and is a predicted model, not a curated record.